CUACAUGCAACAACUUGUAAGCGUUUCACAUGAAAUAUUUAGGACAAAAACUGAGCAAAAAAGCACAGAGAAGAACUUAAAUCCUUUUAUAUGUGGACAAAAUGCCAAACAAGGCACAAGAGGAUGCUGUGAUCAAUAUGAAAUCUGUGCAGGAAAUUGCUAAACAGUUGGGCUUUGAGUGGAAUGUUCUAGCAUUUGAACUGGGAUUCACCAGAAAUGAAGUCAGGCAGUUUAAUGCCAUAUCCAAAGAAAAGAGAGUUCAGGCUCAGAGAAUGCUGGAAUCAUGGUAUGAGCGUUCCUGGGACAAACCAAACAAAACUAAGCUGCUGCAGGAUGGUCUGGAGCGAGCAGGACGCCGUGAUCUGGCUGAGAGGCUACGCUGUCUGCACUGGGGUCACCAGAAGCUCAGCCGUAGAGUCGAACUGCCCUCUGCCUUCCCCUUCAUCAUUACCGUUCAUAAGACCAUUGACAACAAAGAUGCCCUGAGCAAGAUUAAUGUGCUUAAUCGCAGUUAUAACUAAGAACAUUUACUGAAACAAAGAAAAUAAUGUGAGAUAAAAGUCUGAAACAAAAUUAAAAGAUAAUUCAGAAUGUUUCUCUUCUGCUUGAGGUACUUCAGGAAAACAGCUGAAAUAAAUAAAAAAUUAUAAGUUAGUGUUAAAGCUUUUGGAUGAUCCCAAAUUUGUCAACGUGGCCUAAAACUUUUGGACUCUUAAGACUCUUAUUCUUAAGAAUCCAGAUGUUUUAGCUGUUUGGUAUUUUUUAAAAGUACACACACACACACACACACACACACACACACACACACACACACACACAUAUACAUAUACACAUAUACACUACCUCACAAAAGUCUUGUCGCCAUUAGGAACAGUUUUAGGAACAAAUAAUAACUUGACUUCUAGUUGAUAAUUUGGUAUCAGAAGUGGCUUAUAUGUCAGGUAAAGGCCUCUAGAUUAUGCUUAUUUUACCAAAACAAAAUAUGAUCAUGCCUUGAUUUUUAGUUAAUUAGCACAGUAAGGUCUGACUUUGCUUAGACAAAAUCUUGUCACUUAACAGAAAUAAUGUAAAGUAUAGAAUAUAAAGUCAUGGUGCAGAAUUUAUAUUUUGUAUUGUACCAUGAGCUUGCCCUCUCCUGUGAUUUGAAAUGUAAUGGGCAGCACAAAAGUCUUGAUGCCUCAGGCUGUUGAUGCUGCCAUUCACUCUGCAGAUCUUUCGCAUGCCCCCAUACUUAAUGUAACCUCAAACCAUGAUUUUUCCUUUACCAAAUUUGACUGAUUUCUAAAAGAAUCUUGGAUCCAUGUGGGUUCCAGUAGGUCUUCUGCAGUAUUUGUGAUGCAAUUCAACAGAUGAUUUAUCAAAAAUAAAUAAAUUUUGUAUUUUCACAUUUGUAACAGUAAAGUUGCAUUUUAUCAUGCGUGUAAAUAUGAAUUUUAAUUGUUUUUAUUAUGUGUGUUUUAAUUUGAUUUAAAAUA
Molecule: messenger RNA, 1475 nt
Organism: Danio aesculapii
Lineage: Eukaryota; Metazoa; Chordata; Actinopteri; Cypriniformes; Danionidae
Exons: 3
Coding region: 102-521 (139 amino acids)
Biological process (GO): signal transduction
Molecular function (GO): protein binding
Source: RefSeq, a predicted model, not a curated record